UGGAAGGCACAGCAGCUGGUGGGCCUAAUAUUUGGCCCCUUUGAUCAAGCUGAUGAUUUCUGUUUAUUAGUAUCUAAACCUUUCUAAACCCAUCAUUUUCACUAAUUAAACCAUUAAAACCAUACAUACAGCAGUGUUCUCACUGCACAUAAACGUUAGGUCUGAAUCAUUUCACUUCUCUUUAAGUCAGAUUCCAAAAACCUCACUCGUUGGUGCUUAUAUCCAAAUAUUGUGACUUGAAUCAAGAAAAUGACUAAAAGAAUUGUGCAGCCAAAGAAACCCGUCCUUGGUUCCUAUUUAAAGACUGAAAUCAACCAAAGGAAGCUAAACUUCACCUGUUUGGCAACAGGCUGCCAAUUUAUCCUCUCCUCUAAUUACCUCCAGCCGUGGCUGAGCGGUGGUUUUACACGCAGAUUGAAGGAGAGAGGUAGAAGGACAGCAGUCUGUUGCGAUGAAAGCAAAGUGUCCUAUCUAUAUUUUGUGGAGUGUUUUAUCACUUUGCCUCCCAAGCUGUGCACCGGACACUGAUGAAUCUCCAUUUACCGGAAGGAAAAGGGUUUUCGAACUCGGUACGCCAAAAUCCAAACAAUCAGGAACAGACGACAGAAGAUCCUCUCGGAGGUCACUACCUGCAGGCACUUCUCCAUUGUCUCAUCUCAGUCCCCGAAGGCCUUACCCUCCUCCGACACCUCGACCCAUGCGUCCAGGAGAGCCCGAGGCAAAGAUCCAGUCGGACUUUGCUUACCUCCCAGACGUUUCUGUAACCUGUUCCUCGUCUGACUUUGUCGUGCGGGUCAAACCAUCUUUCUACAGUCUGGGUGCCGAAGCAGAGGAGCUACAAUUAGGCCGCAACUGUAAAAGCAACGGGGUUCUCUGGCCAUACGGUGACCUGCUCUUCACGUAUCCUCUGACAUCGUGCGAUGCAGUGCGCGAGUCGCCCUGCGGUUACCUGAUCUACAAAUUCGUGCUCCAUUAUGACCCUUCGCCAAAACGUUUACGAAGCACAGCGCACCGGAUCAAUGUCGACAUUGAAUGCCGUUAUCAAAGGAACCAUCAUGUGUACCAACUGGCUGUGCAGCCCACAUGGGAAACUACUGUUGUGCGUAAAAAGCUGAAAGGAAAUCCAGAUGACUUCCAGAUGACGUUAAUGGAUGAUUUAUGGAGCAGACCAGUCAAGUCCCAGGUGUACCAGAUUGGAAAGACUAUUAAUUUACAGGUCUCUGCUCAUCUGUCAACUGGUGGGAAACUCUACAUCAACACCUGCUAUGCUACACCAUCCCGUGGCUCUGCAUCAUCCCUCAAAUACGCCAUCAUUGACAAUUUUGGCUGUAUGUUGGACAGUAAGAGCGACCCAGGGGGCUCUCAGUUUAUCUCUCGGACCGACAAAACCCUGAGAUUCUCCCUCAAGGCUUUCCAGUUUACGUUUGACCCUGAAACUGAGGUCAAUAUUCACUGCAAAUUGUUUGUCAUAGCUGAGGAUCCGGGUCCUACACACAAAUCAUGCACCUACAGAGAAAACGGAUGGAAGGCCCUCACUGGUGACGACUCCGUUUGUGAAUGCUGUGAUAAACAAUGUGUGACUUCUAAAGCCCGGCGGGCCUUGAUGGAAGGCUCUGCCAGCAGUGGGUCAUUGUUGGUCUCUGAUCAGCCAUACACAGCAGAAGAUGGCGUUCCACCAGUCAGCAGAGAAGGCGAGGCCACAAUAAAUCAUUACGAUGAGCUGAAAAGUCAUGAGAACCUUUUGUACACUGCGGAUUUAGAAGAGUACGAAGAUGACGAAGAGCAAGACUACGCAGAUGAAGAAGAAGAAGAAGAAGAAGAGGAUGAUAAGUUUGAAGAGGAUAGUGGGUUUGGAGUGAUGACAGAACCUGAUUUAGACGAGUUGGGUUUUAGGGGAAGGGUCUUUGUGGAGGAGAAGAAAGAGUCUGAAGUGAAGGAUUCAAAUCAGUUCGAGGUGGAUGGGUCAAAGUAUGUAGUACAAGAGGAGAGUGAAGAAGAUGAGAUCAAUUUGAACCAGAAGGAAGCUAAAGUGUUGCGACAUUGGGUGUCGGUGGAGCAAAUGUUGCCAUCAGAAGAUGGCCUACAGAGAGAGUUAGUAUCUGAAGGUGAAGAAGACAACAGGAAGCAUGCAGGUAGAGAAGAGGACGACCGGUUGAUAACCUCUGAGGUGGAGUGGAAGAAUGACGACGGUCUGGCAGACUUAGUAGAUAGUGAGGUGACCUGGUAUUUCACAUGGAGGUAGCAUUAGUUGAAUGAAUCGAUCAGUACUCUACGUGACAGGAUAUUCUGACUUAUUUCAAUAAAAACAUGAAAAUGCA
Messenger RNA from Anarrhichthys ocellatus (wolf-eel), 2318 nucleotides. RefSeq names its product zona pellucida sperm-binding protein 3. The record is from RefSeq and is a predicted model, not a curated record. Gene Ontology annotation, biological process: positive regulation of acrosome reaction; egg coat formation; binding of sperm to zona pellucida. Gene Ontology annotation, molecular function: acrosin binding. Bases 452 to 2242 code for a protein of 596 amino acids. Gene Ontology annotation, cellular component: extracellular matrix. NCBI's taxonomy places the organism in Eukaryota, Metazoa, Chordata, Actinopteri, Perciformes, Anarhichadidae. The transcript has 8 exons.